AUGGAGGCUUCGACGUUAGUCUUAACAUCUAAGGAGAAGGAUGUAAUUCCUAUUGACGUGCAAAGCCAUAUUGCUGUAGAAUCUGAAAAACUAAUUAGUGUAGCUCCUUCUGACUCGGGGAUGAAUGUUGACGAUGAGAUGGAAUCUGAUGAUGAAUUUAUUGAGAGUGUCUAUGUUGAAGAAUCUCCGAAAAAGGUGGUUGAGGAAUCGACUAAGUCAGAGGCAAAUGAAGGCUCGCGACUUGCCCUAGCCCUUAUGACAAUGAAAAAAAUGCCGCGCCUCGGUCCUCUUUUAGAUGAUAAUGCCAUUGGGUUGCGAAGUGGUUUGAUUCAUGAAGAACAAAAUGAUGAAGGUAGAUGGUCAGAGGGGGAAAAAUAUGAAGCUUUGGUACAAGGAAAGAUGCAAGGGGAAUUUUCUGUAUCAAGGAAACGGGGUCGGAAAUCUAAGGAAGAAAGAGCAAAGUCGCAGGCGGGCUUGGUUUUGCGAAGAUCGGAUUUUCUAGAUGUGGUAAAAGAAAGUUGGGAUCAGCCAAUAGAUGCUUUUGGUAUGGUUUCCUUGUCCCUCAAGUUGCAAAGACUCAAGUUGAGGCUUAAGGAAUGGAACAAGAGCUGCUUUGGGGAUGUCUUUGUCAACCUAAAAGAGGCGGAGGAAAGGCGGUUGCGACAAAGUAUUCAUAAAAUUCAAUCUAGGAGUGGCGAAAUGUUAACUGGAAUGGCUGCCAUUGAAAGUGAAGAGGCUGAUUUUUUCCAUGAGCUCUUAAAAGAGGAAGAAAACCCAAAGGGCACCGCUAUCCAACAAACCUCUUUGCAGCAUAUACAAAAAAUUUUGGGGAGUGAGGAUCAUGAAAUGCUCCAAAAGCCAAUCUCAAUUGAAGAAGUUAAGGAGGCGCUUGGAGUGCCAAUUCCAAGGUCUAUAACUAGUACCUUGAUCACUCUUCUUCCUGAGAAGGCAACAGGGGCGAAUGAGGUCAAGAAGCAAGAUUGGCGGUCUUGGAGUAGGGUUACUCUUCUGGUGCAAGAGAAUGGCCUUGGCUUGAGAAGUUUUCAUGAUGUCAUAGCUGCACUAACAUCUAAGUUGUGGUGGAACUUGAAGCAUAAGACAGGCAUCUGGAGUUCUUUCCUACUCUCAUUAUCAAAUGCGGCCAAGGAGAAAACAUCUUGGGCUAGGGUUAUGAAAAUUGAAGAAAAAACAGCUGCCCUUUCUAAGGUUAUUGUGCGAAGAGGUGUUAAGUUUGUAUACGGUGAAUGUGGAUAUCUUGGAGAUGGUGACUGUUUUCUUUACAAGAAAAAUGAGCACCAAAUGGAGGCAAAGUUGAGUCAGAAUGAGAAGUUAGUUGCUGAAAGAAUGACAGGAAGUUUGCCUAGUGAUACCAUAGAAAACCCUAAACAGGGUGUUCAAGAGCAAGCCAAAGUGGUGUCAUUUCGUAAUAGAAAGAAACUCACUUCUUCAAGUGAGGCCUCACAUUCCACACCUGUUGAAGCACCUGAGAAAGCUGAAGAUGUCAUAAAUCUCACUGAAGAAAAAGAAGAUGCAGUGGAUCCUAAGGCCAGGGGCAUUCCACAACAGGAACAGGCUUGUCGGGAAAUGCAGAAGUGCUUCAAGAUUGAUGCAGUAAAAGAGUCCAUUGAGAAGGCAUCUAUAGAGGUAAUUGAAUUCGAUGAAUUGCUUAAGCUACUAAUUGAUGUUGAUAUGGAUGCAGAGAUAACAGAUGAGAACUCGGCCAUGGCCUGUCUAAGUUACUUAGAUCAUUCCCCUAAGUGGCCAUACAAAAGUUAA
Oldenlandia corymbosa var. corymbosa is the source of this 1776-nucleotide messenger RNA. The record is from the annotation of a GenBank genome assembly. Lineage: Eukaryota; Viridiplantae; Streptophyta; Magnoliopsida; Gentianales; Rubiaceae.